AUGCACUUACUAUGUACAAUCUGCAGUGAUUUAUUAAACCAAUCUGAAAAUAUCUAUGUUAUCAAGUGUGGUCAUUUGUUUCACUAUCACUGUAUAAAUCAAUGGAUAAGCAGAUCGAAAUCAUGUCCUCAAUGUCGUAUCAAUGUAACAGAAAGGUGCAUGUUUAGGCUUUAUCCAACCAUUUCAAAUGAUGUUACUGUUGACGAUGUUACAACAUUGCAGUCAAGGCUGGAUGAUUUACAACUGCAAUUACGACAAGAAAAAACAAAAUGCAAAGAGAAAGAUAAUCAAAUUAAAGAAUUUAUUCUUAAUAUAAAAAAGAUAGAAGAUUCUCUGCAAAGUUCCGAAAAAAAGUUGGUUGAAAAAACAUCUGCUGUUAUAGCUUUGAAAGAUCAAUUAAAAUAUGUCCAAAUACAAAAUAAAGAGGUUCACAAACUAAAGUCUGAAAAUGAAGCACUCAAUAAAUAUGUCAAGACUUCAACUGAACUAAACAAAGUAUUGAAUGCGUGUUACGAUGAGGUGGAAAAAAUGAUAGAAGAUUACGACGAUAUACGGACUUUAGCCACAUUUGCAACGGCAUUGAAACGUGCAUUAUGUGAUUCAGAGAAAAAGAAAAACCAUUAUCGCGAUCAAGGACACCUGUUAAAGCAAAAGUUGGCAAGUGAAAAGGCUAGAGUGGAAACUCUUCAAAGAAAUUUAGACCAUAUGAUGUCACUCAAUGUUACGCUGACGUCACUCGAUGUACCAAAAUUGUCGAAAUUCGAAAGUAGUGCAGAACCCGAGAUUGCUGAUAGCUUCAAACGUGAAGUUGUGGCUCCAGUACGUUUGGUGAAUUCAAUAGAAAAAUCGGACUCACCAUACUUAUCGUUGAAGCAAAGUAGCCUUCCCUUAACCGCACUACAACGGCGACCGAAUCAACAAUUACUUGAUAAAAAUCUUAAGCCGUCAGAAUUUGCACUAUUCAACUCAAUAAAAAAGACCUGCCAAAACUUCAAAGAAAAAGAGAAAGAUAGCAUUUUCCACAAAAAGGAAAAGCCAGAAGUAAAUUUAUUGAAAGAAAAUGUAACCGAUAUGAACACUUCGUAUGAUGGACUUGGUGGUCAUUCUAAACUGGACAUAUUUCCACAGCCAAGUACAAGUAAUAUGACGCGUAUUCCCAAGCUGUCUGUGAAACAUAAGCUAAAACGACCUAAUAGUCAAGACGUAAACGAGGUACGAAUCAAUAAAUACUUCAAAAAGGUGUAA
Molecule: messenger RNA, 1245 nt
Organism: Pieris macdunnoughi
Lineage: Eukaryota; Metazoa; Arthropoda; Insecta; Lepidoptera; Pieridae
Source: the annotation of a GenBank genome assembly